Molecule: messenger RNA, 2204 nt
Organism: Ectocarpus sp. CCAP 1310/34
Lineage: Eukaryota; Phaeophyceae; Ectocarpales; Ectocarpaceae
Source: the annotation of a GenBank genome assembly
AUGAGGGGCCCCGCGAAUAGCAGCUUGAGGGGGGUGGCGACCGUGGCGGUGUGCUGGCUCAGGACGAGCGCACACAAGAGACAAGCUGCCGAUGCGCACGAGGUACUGCACGAGAGGCACAGGAUGUGCGGCUGUACGCGAACGAGAGAUCCUUCCAACUACACUUUCUCCGCAUCUUGUACAUGCUACCACGCGUCGCGGCAAACUGGACGAUCCAACACUACAACGGCGGAACGAGUAUGCCGCAGGGGAGGGGGAAGGUUGCAGCACCUGGGCAAGGCACCGCUUGGAAACUGGUGCGCGAGCAGCGGGGCUGGCAUGAGAUUAGGAUUGCUGGUUGGGCUUCUGGCGGCUUCAAUACGGCGGGUUGAGGCGUAUCCCGGGGAUAGCGAUCCGUGGUGGGUGUUCGUGACGAUGCCGUUCAUUUCUGGUGCCGUGGGAUACGUGACCAACAUCCUAGCCCUCAAGAUGACGUUCUAUCCCGUAGAGUUUUGGGGCAUCAAGAUAUGGCAGCCGGAGGAUCAGCCGCUUGGGUGCAUUGGGUGGCAGGGUAUCGUGCCUGCGAAGGCGGCCAAGAUGGCGCAAAAGAGCGUUACGCUCAUGACCGAGAAACUCAUCAACAUCAAGGAAGUAUUUUCCCGGCUGGAUCCCGAUGAGAUGUGCGAGGCGCUCGAGCCCGGACUUCUGGCGGUGGUGAGCAGGGUGGUGACGGAGAUGGCGGCGAAACACAUGCCUGGGACGUGGCACUUCUUGCCGGAGGCAUCUAGGGACGACAUCGUCCUCAAGGCUCUUGAGGACGUGCCCAUUUUCAUGCGCUCCUUCAUGGGCGAGGUGAAGACCAACAUCGACGUUGUUCUGGACGUCCACCACAUGGUAGUCACCAACCUCGUCAAGAACAAGGCCCUCAUGAACCGGAUGUUCAUCGAGGUCGGCGCGAAGGAGCUGGUGUUCAUCGAGAAGUCCGGCCUGCUUUUCGGGUUCCUCUUCGGCUGCUUGCAGACAUGCCUGUGGUACUUUUACCAGGAGAACUGGGUGCUUCCCGUCGGUGGUCUCGUGGUGGGCUGGUUGACAAACUACCUGGCACUGAAGAUGAUCUUCCGACCGGUCAACGAGCGGAUCGUGUGCGGCUUGAAACUGCAAGGGCUGUUCUUGAAACGGCAGACGGAGGUGUCAGCACAUUUCGCCGAGAUCACUUCGAACGAAAUCCUCACCUCGCAAGCCAUGUGGGAGGCAAUAUUGACCGGACCGAAGCGAGAUAGCUUCAACGACAUGUGCAAGAGGCAUACCCACAACUUCGUCGACGUCAUGGCCGGGAGCAUGAGGCCGCUGGUGCAGCACAUGAUCGGGGAGAACGAGUUCGUCGACCUUAAGGACGAGAUUGCGCAGCAGAUGAUAGAGAACCUUCCCAUGGCAAUACGGUUUGGGCACACGUACACGACGAAGGCGCUCGACAUGUCCAACACGAUCCGAGUGGCGAUGCAAGGGCUGAGUUCGGCGGAAUUCGAAGGCGUUCUCCAUCCGGUGUUUGAAGAAGACGAGUGGAAGCUCAUCUUGGUUGGGGCGGCGUUGGGUGCUGCAGUCGGAGUGUUCCAGCUGUUCGUCUUGUUCUAGGAAGGAGGCGCCGGGCCUCGCGCACCCACUACUCCGAGCAACACUGCUGUGUUCUACAUUAAUCUGCAGUGUGCUGAUUUUUUUUUAUCUUAGCAGUCCCAAACCCUGGCAUCCACAAUGCCCUCCGAGAUGGAAUCUUUGUGUUCAGGCGCGAUUCAGGUGGUGUUUGGCAAACAGCCCACACCCUUUCAUGCGUUGAUUUAUGUGAUUGCUCGUGAUACUAAGUAGAGAUUGUGUUGUUCUCAAGAGACUUCCGACUCCGGCGGUCUGGUGUGGGUGCGACAGUGGGUAGCCUCGCACCGGCGUCACGGAACUUGCAGUAACCCCCCAAAGCGCACGUUUUCCCCUCUAUUGCUGUCGUAAGCUGUCGUGUAUAAACCGAUGUGAUUUCAGAGCCAGGUUCGGCAAGAAUGUAGUGGGGGAAACGUCAACCCUGGAGACAGUGGCGUUCGAGUCCAGACACACUGUAAUCGGCGCUGUUACGAUUUUAGCCUUUCGGGAUUUUGCCCAGUACGUUGCGCAACCAGUUGGAAGGUAUACGCAAGAGGAGAGUACUUGAUAGGGACAAUGUGAGUUACGACCGUCGAUUCACC